AAUAGUGGAUUAUGAUACCUUUUUCCCCACAUCCUCAGAUUCCUUUACUGGAAAACCAAUCACCCACUCUAGCUCACUGAGACUAGGUUAGCACUGAAAUUAGAACACCUUACCUAGUCCUCUUGCUUGUCAAAAGCAAGUUUGCAUUCUCUCCUGUCAUCAUCAACCUCAGGAGUUGGAAAGGUGCUGUUGGGUCAGAUCACCGAGUCAGCAGAGUUGCUUCUCAAUGGUACACUCCCCCACUUCUGGGCCUCAAAAUGGACCAGACUGUGCUUCAUGCUCAAACCUUCUCCAAAAGAGACUACGUCUUCAAAAUAAACACAGAAACUGCUUCAUGUGCCUUCUUCUAGAUAUUUACAGUUUUAGUAAUGAGAGUUAGCAAAAGGUAAGGGAGGGAAAGCAUAGAAAUAUAUAGAAGAUAACCUCACAGAGACUAAAACUGUAAGUCCUGCUCUGAUUUCCAAUAGAACAGAGCCUUUAUUUAGAGAGCUAAUAAAAGAGGAGUGGAAAAGACUCUGAUCCCGAAUCUCUACCACCAGGCUGAAAGAGGGGCUCAUCUUCACUUGUGGCAAAGCUUUGUGGUUUUCUCUUCAAGAGUGUUAAUGGGAGAAUUGAGGAUUCCAGAAUGAUUUAGCCUAAGCAUGCAGCACCUAGAUCCUGAGCCUGCUUAAUGACAAUAUGAACAGAAACCAAAGAUACUGGACAAACUUUACGAAAAAUGGGUAUUCCAAGAGGAGGGAGGAGAAAAACAAUCAUGAUUCUCAGCCUAUAAUGUCCUCUAUUCUUCUGAGAAAUCAAUAGGAAUGAUAAAGUGCAAUAAUUCUAUUCUGAUAUCAUAAGGUGCCAAUCUCAGAGCAAACUUUGGCCUGUGUUAAUUCUGUCCAUCUUCACAUGAAACCCCUUGGAGGUUUAGAGUAUGUUCCCUAUACAAAUGGGAAAUGGAAACUUGAAUAUUUUCUCAAAGAGUAAACACUAAGGAGGCAAAGUUCAGUUUCCUCCAGAGAGAGACAGCUGCUACUGUAAUAUUCCACAUUCUGAUCAAAAUAAAGGAUUUAUGCCCAUUAGGGAAGUCUAGGCCAGCAAUAAACAACUGGGAUCAAUUAUAGCUGUUAGAAAUGCAGGACAAGUGCAAAUGCACUCUCUGAUAUGCAGCAGGGAGGUCCAUGGAGAAGAAGGCAUAGCCAGUGGAGGACAGAGCAAUGGAGAAGAUUUGGGUUGGUGAAUAUGAAGCAUCCAUGGAAGGGAAUAUAAUUCUAGAGCUUGAAAAAUGAAUGGAGAGGUUACUAUAUAUUACAUGAGAAUUUCUAUAGGCACUACUGGGCAAGCCACUACGGAAAAGACGUGAACUCUUGUUUUAUUCACUUUUUGAUGUGUUGACCAUCCUUAGUCUUUGCUUUCCUUGCAGAACCUGGAAGACCAUGGCAACCACUCCUGCUGCUGCCUUUCAGGUCCUUGUGAAUGGAGUGAGAAGCUGGAAUAUCCCCCCAGAGCCCCUCCCUUCUGAACUCCUUCUCAUUGGAGAAGCCACCUUCCCAGUGAUGGUGAAUGAGGAGGGCCGUGUGGUCAUUGCUGCCUCCUCCUUUGGCCAAGGCCGCCUCGUGGUGGUGGCCCAUGAGGAGUACCUGAUUCAUGCUCCCUUGGCUCCAUUUCUUGUCAAUGUUGUGUCCUGGCUCUGUCCCUCCCCUGAAGCCUCCAUUGGAGUGAACCCCUCCCUGGAAUCACUAGUAAAACUCUUGCAGGAUGCUGGGGUUAAGGCACGGGUUCAGUUGGAACCAGGCGAGUCCAUGGGGGUUUACUGCACCAAUGCCUAUGAUGACAGCAUGACUGAGAAGCUGAUCCAGUUUGUAAAACGAGGAGGGGGCCUGCUCAUCGGGGGUCAUGCCCAGAGUUGGGUUGAGAAGCAUGGCAGUGAUAAGGUGCUCUCUGAGUUCCCUGGAAACCGGGUGACAAGCGUGGCUGGCGUGUACUUCACAGACUCCAGUGUGGACAGAAGGCAGUGGGUUGUCUCUGAGACGGUGCCCACCAUCUCAUUCCAUGUCACGUGCGGGGAGAACUUCAGGCAGGAUCAGAAGCAGCUCCUGGAAGGCAUCACGGAACUGGACCUCGACAGAGGGGGAAUCCCCUCAUACCUGCUGGUGCACGGGCCCCUGGCCUUUCCCCUGGGGCUGGACAGCUCUCUAAACUGCUUUCUAGCAGCUGCCCGCUAUGGCCAUGGUCGUGUGGUGCUGUGUGGCCAUGAGAGCAUGGUAUUUGAAAGCAGCAUGGAAAAGUUUUUGAUCAACGCUGUACGCUGGCUGAAAGGGCAGCAGAAGGGGAAGGUUGGGGUGAGUCCACAAGUGAAAGCUUUGGGCAACUUGUUAACAAAACACGAGGUGGCGUGGACCAGCACCACCCUUCCAACCCGCGACUUGAGCGUCUACUGUUGUGCCUCACUCCACAACAUGAAUGUCAGGAAAGUGGAGGACUUUGUUGCAGAAGGUGGAGGGAUACUGAUAGGCAGCCGGGCCUGGUACUGGAGUUAUGAUAACCCAGAUUCCAACUAUAUGACUGAGUAUCCAAGUAACGGGUUCCUUAAACGUGUUGGUCUUGGCAUUUUAAUUGAGUCAGGCAAUAAAGGCUGCUUCCCAGUCCCUAAGCCAGAGAUGUUGAAUUACCACAUCCGAAAAGUUCUACCCCAAUUUGAAUCCAUGCUGUUCAACAAGGGAAAGGUGUUAGAGAAGACCUGGCUGGAGAAGCUAAAAAAAGAUAUCUCCAAUAUGUUUCAAAUUCCACACAAUGGGAUUCCCAUCUAUGAGUCCAUGCACCAAAUCAUCCUGAAAAUGAUCAAACAAAAGGGCUUGCCCACUGUGGAUAAAGGAAACCCCAUCAGCAGGGCCAGCCAUCAGGAUGGGGCCGAGAACUCUUCAAAUCUGGAAAAACAAUAG
Messenger RNA from Oryctolagus cuniculus (rabbit), 2924 nucleotides. Its product is annotated as TRPM8 channel-associated factor 3-like. The record is from RefSeq and is a predicted model, not a curated record. Lineage: Eukaryota; Metazoa; Chordata; Mammalia; Lagomorpha; Leporidae. Gene Ontology annotation, cellular component: plasma membrane. Gene Ontology annotation, molecular function: transmembrane transporter binding. Gene Ontology annotation, biological process: positive regulation of protein targeting to membrane; negative regulation of anion channel activity.